ACCCCUAGUAAAGAGCCUAAAGUUUCAGUCGCUGUUGAUGUCAGCCAGUUGUGCUGGUGUCUAUUAAAAGUCUAACUGAAUUUAAGAAUGACUUCUAACGCGUUCCUCUGAAUGGCACCUGAAGCGGUUUAAGUCGUCGAUAAUGAGGACAGACUCACCACUGAGCGUUUUUCCAUCCGUCAUGAGACUCAUGACUGUCGUUCAGUUUGGGACUGUAGUAGGACUUUAGUUUUUCCAAAAGAAAAUGAACCGCUGUUUGUGUUUCAUCUUCAUUAAUUCCUGUCUGCUUUUGUCAUCGGACAGGAGAGCUGUCCAGGCUCAUUCAGCUGAAGGAGAGACUUCAGUGACUAGAUCAAACAUGUCCAACUAUUCAACUUUACUGCCCAAAGCUGAACAUAUCACCCCAACUGAGCCAUCUGUGAACACAUCUACAGGUGUUCCUCCAAGUAUCCCAACAGCAGGUCCUCGGUUCCAUGCAGGUAGUUUCAUUGGCGGUAUGAUGCUUGCCUUUAUUAUCAUACUGGUCGUCACUCUGGGCUACAAGUUGGCCUGCUCACAACGGGAAGUGCACUACAGAGCCAUUGAGGAACAUGAUGCCAUCAUUUAAAAUGGAGCCGCUGAGGAAAUACAGGCUAAAACACAAGCUAGUCAUAAUCUGAAGAGAACAUUUUCAUCAUAAUAUGGUUAAUAUGAAUACGAGACGGUCUGGUUUGAUACAUUUUAUAUUGUAAUCUUAAAUAGCUUAUUCCCUAGCAGUUUUUACAUUUUAAGUAGUGAAUACUUGAACAAUGUAAUUUCUUUUGUGUGUGUGUGUGUGUCUGUAUCUACACCAGUGUAGUCCAAGUUGUACUACAGGACAUUUUAAUGAUUUUGUACUUAAACUAGACUAAACAAC
Sinocyclocheilus grahami is the source of this 895-nucleotide messenger RNA. It is a transcript of the gene tmem123, whose product is annotated as transmembrane protein 123. The transcript has 4 exons. The record is from RefSeq and is a predicted model, not a curated record. The coding region runs from base 245 to 607 and encodes 120 amino acids. Gene Ontology annotation, cellular component: cytoplasmic vesicle. NCBI's taxonomy places the organism in Eukaryota, Metazoa, Chordata, Actinopteri, Cypriniformes, Cyprinidae.